Morus notabilis is the source of this 879-nucleotide messenger RNA. Its product is annotated as monooxygenase 3-like. The record is from RefSeq and is a predicted model, not a curated record. The transcript is spliced from 3 exons. NCBI's taxonomy places the organism in Eukaryota, Viridiplantae, Streptophyta, Magnoliopsida, Rosales, Moraceae. Bases 184 to 615 code for a protein of 143 amino acids.
GGUGCCUUUUUUAUUUUUUGAAAAACUCAUGUAUAGAGAUGUUAAUAAAACCUUGUAUUUUCCUUAAAAAAUGGUUAUACUAAUUAAACGCAAAGAUAUCAAACAAAAUGUUGGACUAACUUGGGAGAAGUUGAAUGCAGGAAUGUCACUUCCUCGACGGUUUCAGGAAGUCAAACAGCAGAGAUGUCAUUUAAGGCGAAAAGAAAACAUGGAGAGCAUGAAGUCCGAUGUGUGAAGAGGAAGUUGUUAUUAGAGGCCCUUUCAAAGGAACUCCCAUGUGGCACCAUAAGGUACUCUUCCAAGGUGGUUGCUAUUGAGGAAUCAGGCUUCUACAAGCUUGUACAUCUUGCUGAUGGCACGGUCAUUAAGACCAAGGUGUUGGUUGGUUGUGAUGGAGUAAACUCAGUGGUGGCAAAAUGGCUGGGGUUCAAGAAGGCUUCAUAUACAGGGAGAUCAGCUAUUAGGGGGUGUGUGAGUUUUAAUACUAGUCAUGGUUUUGAGCCAUUUUUCAUGCAGUUCUCAGGACAUGGUUUUAGAUCUGGUGCUAUGCCUUGUGAUGACAGAUCCGUUUAUUGGUUUUUGACUUUUCAUCUCUCCCCUGCCCAAGGUAAGUAAUUAAUUGCACUCUAUAAGUACUAUCCUGAGCUUCAUUUGGUUAUUCCUUGCUUUAUGAACAGUUUUUCCUCUAUUCGAGUUCUAACAAAGUAAGCAGCAAAAUAGAUUCUUCGACUUUUCACUAUAAGUGAUGUGAGAUCCUAUAGUAGGGUUCUGAAAAAAAAAAAAAAAAACCAAAACAAAAAAAAAUGGUAGCGCACUCUUUUGAAUUGUGAUUUUGACUAAAUCUAACAUUUCAAAAACACCGACUAUUAGUAUGGUAUU